Suillus clintonianus is the source of this 1160-nucleotide messenger RNA. RefSeq lists its product as uncharacterized. The coding region runs from base 152 to 967 and encodes 271 amino acids. Gene Ontology annotation, molecular function: protein binding. The transcript has 5 exons. The record is from RefSeq and is a predicted model, not a curated record. Lineage: Eukaryota; Fungi; Basidiomycota; Agaricomycetes; Boletales; Suillaceae.
AGUGCGUGUUCUAGCGGAUCGUUCCUGGAUAUCCUCGAACGAAUCACAGUGCUGGAGUCGCAUAUAAAAUGGCCGCGUCGUGGCCGCGAACUCCGAUUAGCUUUGAAACCAUCCUCACUCAACUAUCCCAUCCUCUACACUCUUAUCGACAAUGUCACCCAGCUCUCAGAACGGUGUGUCCCGGGUGAACCACCACCCGGACUACUAUAUAAAAGAUGGCAACAUAACCUUCCUAGUGGAGGAUACACUCUUUCGCGUCCAUAGGUACUACUUCGAUCGCGAGUCGCAGUAUUUUGUCAGGGAGUUUGCAAAGUCUCCCCAGGAGGGAACCUCAGAUUCGAGUGCGUUUCGACUCAACAAUGUAACUACUGCCGACUUCGCCAAGUUGUUAUGGGUUUGGUAUUGUCCCAUAUACAGACGCGAGAGAAAACCAAAAGACCACUGGCUUGUCAUACUCGACCUUUCUACAACCUGGGAAUUCCCAGAGAUGAAAAAGCUCGCCGUCGACGAGCUCCAAAUGCUCGACAUUGAACCUGUUGAGAAGAUUACCACCUACGACAGAUACCACAUCGACAAAUCGCUGCUAUUACCUGCAUAUAAGCUCCUGUGCAAGCGGGCGGGCAGAUUGUCCACCGAGGAGGGUGAGCAACUCAAAAUGCACACUGUCCUCGGGAUACAGGAAGCUCGGGAGCGCGCUAUCAGGAGCGCAGCGGAGGGCGGAUGUCGAAGCCCGACCUCCGCUGAUGCAGAUGAUGGAGAGCUUGAGAAGAUUUUGAAUGACAUAUUCAGUCUCAAUGGCCAUGUUGCUAACCGACAGGCCUCGCAGUCGCAGGCGAAACCAGACCCAGUACCAAUCAUUAAGAAACCGGAGGUGAAUGGAGCCAAUAAUGGCAACAAGUCGUCUGCAUCGGGUUCUAAUGAUAAUAAGCAGAAAGACGCCGAUAAAAAUAAACAGCCAAAAAAAUGAGUGACGAAUGGACGGGUGACGAAUGUUGCUCGACUGCCCGCUCGACAUUCGUGUCAGAGAAGAGAGUGGAGCGCGCGCUAGUUUAUGCGUCUAUUAUGUCAUUCAUCGAGUCCUUGAUCACAGUAUAGUCGCAUACAUCAUCCUUUUUGUACGAUACCUUUGUCUCCGCAUUUGUGUUCAAAUAUGUACUUUG